CUGAUCUGAUAACCCGAGUCUGCCACACGGGCUGAAACUACUCAUUCACUUGGUUGCUUCCAGGAAACAAACCAAUGCACCAUCAACCAUACAAACCCCGUCAACAUAUCUUCCACAGCCCCACUCAAAACGACACGACCCAAACCUCAUUUCAUCCCCAUGUGCCAUCUUAAUUAAUCAACGGCCAGGAUCUUCCCAAAGUUUGACUUUGACCGACUCAUACCCACUAUAAAUACCUCGACACUAAGACCAUUUUUCCCUUCAAACACUCACCAUGUCUAACAAUCCCAACGAUUGGGUCCAGUUUUACCCAAAGAGCAUCCCUCAUGCCACAACAGCCGUGACAACCACCGCCACCACCACCACCACCACCACCACUUCGAACCAAUUCAGCAGCUCUAGCUCUGGCGGAUUUGGUCCCAACUUGAGCCUAGAAGGCCGCGUGUCCAAGCCCAUUCGGAGACGGUCCCGGGCCUCUAGACGGACCCCAACCACUUUACUCAACACGGACGCUUCGAAUUUCCGGGCCAUGGUGCAGCAAUUCACCGGCGGUUCAACAGCGCCUUUCGGGUCCGCAGUCCAACACCCUGGUGUACAUAACAUCGAUUUUGAGCUCGGCCCACGAAGUCAAGCCCAAGCCCAUGUUAAUGACGCUCCUCCAAAUCCGAUGAUGGCACCUUACCAUAUGCAGUAUCAACUACAACAAUUUCAGCGAAACCAACCGCAAUUUAUGUUCUCCGGCAAUCAGGACGACGUGUUUUAUCAAAGAAUUGGGAAUCCUCAGCCGGAUACGCCGGUUUCCGAGGCAUUUGUGGUGGAGGAGGUUACCUCUGCUGCGGCUGCUACUAGGCCGCCUUAUUAUUCUUCAAAUGAGAACAGAAGCAACACUUUCUUGUAUUGAGAUCUGAGAGGGACGUAAGAGGGAAUAAAGCAAGUCAGUUACGAGAAGUGGUUCGAUUGACAAUCGAUUAGGUUAAACAUAUGUAUGUUCAAAGUUUGAUUUCAAUGUAAAAUAUAUUUCUCGACAUUUUAAAAAAAAAAUUAUGUAAAUUAUGUAAUUCCACAAGCCAAUGUUGGAUGGAUUAGAGAUUUUUUUUUUCCUGUUUUUGGGGUUGACUCACAUUUUGUUGUUGACCUGAGGGGUCAAUUCUUAGAUUGUUUUCAAAAGCCAUGUGUUUUGUUAAUUAAUUGAUUUGGGAAUUUCUUUAGCUA
Tripterygium wilfordii is the source of this 1212-nucleotide messenger RNA. RefSeq names its product VQ motif-containing protein 22-like. NCBI's taxonomy places the organism in Eukaryota, Viridiplantae, Streptophyta, Magnoliopsida, Celastrales, Celastraceae. The record is from RefSeq and is a predicted model, not a curated record. Bases 275 to 901 code for a protein of 208 amino acids. The transcript has a single exon.